Messenger RNA from Pterocles gutturalis (yellow-throated sandgrouse), 718 nucleotides. Its product is annotated as integrator complex subunit 7-like. NCBI's taxonomy places the organism in Eukaryota, Metazoa, Chordata, Aves, Pterocliformes, Pteroclidae. The annotation marks the transcript as partial. The transcript is spliced from 5 exons. The record is from RefSeq and is a predicted model, not a curated record. Gene Ontology annotation, biological process: snRNA 3'-end processing. Gene Ontology annotation, cellular component: integrator complex.
AAACAACUUCCUGAGGCUGUGUGUGCUGAAAGUUACUCAGCAGAGUGAGAAGCACUUAGAGAAGAUCCUAAAUGUGGAUGAGUUUGUCAAAAGAGUUUUCUCAGUAAUUCACAGCAAUGAUCCAGUUGCUCGGGCUAUUACACUUCGGAUGUUGGGCAGCAUGGCGUCUAUUAUUCCAGAAAGAAAGAAUGCACAUCACAGUAUUCGUCAGAGUUUGGAUUCUCAUGAUAAUGUGGAAGUUGAAGCUGCAAUAUUUGCUGCUGCCAACUUUUCUGCACAAUCAAAGGAUUUUGCUGCUGGAAUAUGUAAUAAAAUCAGUGAGAUGAUUCAAGGUUUGGCCACACCUGUGGACUUGAAAUUGAAGCUGAUCCCUAUUCUGCAGCACAUGCAUCAUGAUGCAAGCCUGGCCUCCAACUCCCGGCAGCUGCUUCAGCAGCUGGUUACAUCAUAUCCCUCUACCAAGAUGGUCAUUGUUACUCUGCACACUUUUACUCUGCUUGCUGCUUCUUCUUUGGUUGACAUUCCUAAACAGAUCCAGCUUUUGUUGCAGUACUUGAAGAAUGACCCCAGGAAGGCUGUGAAGAGGCUUGCAAUCCAAGAUUUAAAGUUGUUGGCCAACAAGACACCACAUACAUGGAGCAGAGAAAAUAUUCAGGUUUAUGAAUUUUUAGAGCUAAAGUUUAUUAUGAAACUUUGCAAUUAGUUGUAGAAUUCUUUC